AGUAGACUUAUGACACCUCACCAGACUUCAGUAGACGCGAUCGACAGGCCGUCGCCAUUGCCAUCGGAAUUGAAUCCUUCACCCUUUCCACUAGGUUCACCUGCAAACCAAAAUGCCGGCCGAGGUGUCGUACACAACGGCGGACGAUGUCACUGCUGAGCCCAGUUGCCGGGGGUCAAAGUUGGAGUCGAGACCUUGGACGCGGGGUUGGCAGGCAUGCCGCAGGAUGCUUCGGCCAAGUUGAUGUUUUGUCGAUUAGUGAUUACUUGUAUGUACUGGUGAAUCUGCCGAGGCCACCUCCGCACACUGUGAACGGGAAAGAUAUAAGUAUACCUUGGUGAUGGAAAAUGAUAGGGAUAGCAGUUCUACGUGGCAUUAUAAAGGCAUCUCCACCUUCCACAGUAAGACAUAACCUCCUCAAAUACAAUCACAUUCGCAAUGGCAUCAUCUCCAAACAAGCUCCCCGAAUCAUACGCCUCGUUCAAUUAUGAUGGCCUCCUCGUCUCCCACGUCCCAGCGAGCUCGCAGUCCGUAACAAAGGUCAUCAUGAUCACCCUCAACCGGCCAAAAAAGUACAACGCUAUGAAGGGAGACAUGUUCACCGGCCUCGAGGUGAUCUUCAACACCGUCAGCGAGGACCCACGGGUUCGCGCGGUCGUCAUCACGGGGGCGGGCAAAGCGUUUUCCGGAGGCGCAGACCUAGAUGUCGGGUUUAUGGGCAUGGUUUCCCUCAAGGAGACUGAGGAAUCGAUGAGGGACUUCAGGGAUUGGGGCGGGCGCGUCGCGCUGGCAAUCUCAAACUGCAAGAAACCCACCAUCGCCGCCGUCAACGGUGCGGCCGCAGGCGUCGGCCUGACGAUGAUUCUCCCGGCUACCAUUAGGGUAGCCUACGAGGGUGCCCGAUGCGGCUUCCCCUUUUCCCGGCGUGGCCUCGUCCUCGAAUCCUGCAGUGCCUUCUUCCUCCCGCGUCUCAUAGGGCUAUCGCGCGCCAACCACGUCGUAGCGACGGGGGAUAUGUAUCCUGUUACGGAUCCGCUGGUCAGCGGUCUGUUUUCAAAGUUCUUGCCCUCGCCCGGGGAGACGGUAGAGUACGCGGUGAAUGUCGCGGGGGAUCUGGCGGAGAAUACGUCGUUGGUGAGUACCAAGUUGAUGAGGGAUAUGAUGGUGUAUUGUCCUCCCUCGCCUGAGGGGGCGCACGUGUUGGAUUCGAGGGUGUUUGUGCAGCUUGCCGGGACGGAGGAUAAUAUUGAGGGGGUGAAGAGUUUCUUGGAGAGGAGGAAGCCGGUAUUUACGGGGUCUGUUGAUCGGGCGAGUGUUCCGUUUUGGCCUUGGUGGGAUAGGGAUGACGGGCGGUUUGUGAGGCAGUUACAGAAGGCUGCGAAGCUUUGAUGAGAUUGUGGUAAAUGAGUGAGCGAUGAGAGGUGGCUGAGACAUGACCUAUGGUUCGUGAUACAUGUGUAAGAUGCAGUAGAUCAAAUUGACAGCCGAAGUCGGGAUUGACAAUCUAAGUAGCUUCACUGUCUCCAGACCCUGCGGACUUGCGUGUAUCCGGAAUCUAGGGUGGAGUGAUCUAUGUGUCGUAUUAGUCAAGACGAAAGAUCACCAAGUCUAUGAUACUGGUCGGCUAGUCCUACGAAGAGCAAUUCAUCCUAAACCCCAAUUAUUCCAACAGUGAUCUGGAACCUCACUUUUCACAAACAUAGCUCGAUCAUCGUGAUGAAGGUAAGGAAAGAGUAACACGCUCUUGUUGAACAUGUCAGUGAGUCCAUGUAUGACAAGUGUCGUCCAGCACAUCUUCUAACAAAUUAAGCACCGUGACACCCUAGUUCCGAUCUUUAGGGGUGGAUUCCCCGGAUCGAUCGCUAGUUUCCCU
Molecule: messenger RNA, 1873 nt
Organism: Colletotrichum godetiae
Lineage: Eukaryota; Fungi; Ascomycota; Sordariomycetes; Glomerellales; Glomerellaceae
Product: ClpP/crotonase-like domain-containing protein
Exons: 2
Coding region: 439-1389 (316 amino acids)
Source: RefSeq, a predicted model, not a curated record